UUUUGUUUUAAAUAUUCACAGUUUUUUUUCAUUUUUUACGAGGCCACGCCCGCUUGAGCUGCUGUACCGCUCUUGUUUUCAGAAGCGACCUGCCCACAACAACAAUAACAACAAGCUGUCGCUGCCUCUGCAGAAGUGGUCUGAUGGAGCAAAGGCACUCGGCGCGGCUCGGUGCAAAAAGGCAACAAUGCGACCGGUGUGCAUACAGCACGGAUCGUCCUGAACAUUUUACAAAACACCAGAGAACUCGCACAGGAGAGAAACCCUUCAAGUGCAGUGUGUGUGGGAAGGCAUUUUCACAUUCAUCUACUCUUGUAAUACACCAGAGAACACACACAGGAGAGAAACCCUUCAAGUGCAGUGUGUGUGGGAAGGCAUUUUCACAUUCAUCUACUCUUGUGAUACACCAGAGAACACACACAGGAGAGAAACCCUUCAAGUGCACUGUGUGUGAAAAGGCAUUUUCAGAUUCAUCAACUCUUCAUGUACACCAGAGAACACAGAGCUAG
Messenger RNA from Lethenteron reissneri (Far Eastern brook lamprey), 509 nucleotides. RefSeq names its product zinc finger protein 664-like. Gene Ontology annotation, biological process: regulation of transcription by RNA polymerase II. Gene Ontology annotation, molecular function: RNA polymerase II cis-regulatory region sequence-specific DNA binding; DNA-binding transcription factor activity, RNA polymerase II-specific. Lineage: Eukaryota; Metazoa; Chordata; Hyperoartia; Petromyzontiformes; Petromyzontidae. The record is from RefSeq and is a predicted model, not a curated record.